Molecule: messenger RNA, 960 nt
Organism: Chaetura pelagica (chimney swift)
Lineage: Eukaryota; Metazoa; Chordata; Aves; Apodiformes; Apodidae
Product: histamine N-methyltransferase A-like
Exons: 8
Coding region: 88-960 (290 amino acids)
Molecular function (GO): N-methyltransferase activity
Source: RefSeq, a predicted model, not a curated record
GCCCCAGAGCUGGAGAGGAAUAGGUUCCCCAGCAGAAACUUUGAAGCAGAGAUUCUGACAGCUCCACAGGAUAAUUCAGAGCUCUACAUGAUCCCAUCAAUGAGAAGUCUCACAGCUGAGGAGUAUGUGGAGGCCUUUAAGUCAUUUCUGGAUCAUUCAACAGAGCACCAGUGUAUGGAUGAGUUCAACAAGGAAGAAAUGCCCAACAUCAUGGCUAGUCUUGGCAACGGAAAAUCAACUAUCAGCAUUCUGGGAGUUGGAAGUGGCACAGGUGAGCAGGAUUUGAAAAUGAUCAGGAUACUGCAGGCUGCACACCCAGGAGUCCUUAUCGACAAUGAAAUUGUGGAGCCCAACCCCCAGCAUGUGGCAGCUUACAAAGAGUUAGUGAACCAAGCUCCAGACCUGCAGAAUGUCUCUUUCGUUUGGCACCAGCUCACUUGCUCGGAGUACGAACAACAAAUGAAAGAGAAAGGGGCACAUAAGAAAUUUGACUUCAUCCAUAUGAUCCAGAUGCUGUACCGUGUGGAGGACGUUCCCAAUACCAUCAAGUUUUUCCACAGCUGCCUCAACCAUCAUGGUAAACUCCUGAUCAUAAUAUUAUCAGACAGUAGCGGAUGGGCCAGCUUAUGGAAGAAGUACAGAGCCUGCCUGCCUUCCACCGACAGCGGCCACUACAUCACCUCCAACAGCAUCACGGAUGUUCUGAAGAGACUGGGUGUUGAAUACCAUGUUUAUGAGUUCCCGUCGGGCUGGGAUAUCACCGAGUGCUUUAUCGAGGGGGACCCAGUUGGAGGCCACAUGAUGGAUUUCCUGACAGGGACAAAAAACUUCCUGGGCACGGCCCCACUGGGGCUACAGCGGCGGCUGCAGGAGGCCCUCUGCCAGCCCGAGUGCAGCAGCAGGAAGGAUGGGAGGAUCAUCUUCAGCAACAACUUGAGUAUGAUUGUGGUUGAAUCCUAG